AUGGAAAGAGGCUCAUCAACAUCUUCAGAACAAGAAGUAGACGGCCUUGGCCAGGUCAACGAGCAUACCGAGGGUGCCGAGUUUUACGGACCCACGGGGACAUUUUACUUUCUCGCCCGGCUUCGCUCUCGGGCGAACACACAGAAACAACCGGAAGUCGGCACGCACCGGAAGCAGAGCUCCAUCGUAAAUCUCCUGCAUAGUUCAGACUACUCGACGCCCCCGGACUCUCGAAUCCUCGGUCAGAACCAGUUCGCAAAGGCAAGUCCGCAGAGCAAUGGCGGCAGAAGGGAGUCGUAUCAGCAAGGCGUUGUUGCCGAUGUCGUCCUUAGCGCGGUGGAUGCCGCGUUUGCGACGGAGCUUGAGCGGGAAUGUGUUCGCCUGUACUUCCAAAACCUGCACAACAUCCACCCAAUCCUCGAACAGAUGACCUUUCUCAAGAGAUGUCUCUUUACUCACACGAGAUGUCGAAUACAUGUUGCUAAUACCACAAUGAAGCAUUUCCCCAACUCGGCGUAUUGUCUGAUCAAUCCCAUGGUUGACUUGGCCAAGAUUCUCAUGUGGAUGACGGACAACUUGGGUCUGCACAGUAGUCACACAUCCUUCCAACGACUGUCGCAGACUGCGCUCAACCUGGACAGGGAGUUGGAUGACUGGAAGUCUGGGCUGCCGAGACAGCUCAGAUUUGACACAUCAUCAUUGGAAGACAGCGAAUUCGCCAUGAAGCAAAAGACCGUUCUCAAGCUACGUAUGCUUCGCCGGCCCAUCAUGCCAAUUCACUAG
Messenger RNA from Colletotrichum fioriniae, 783 nucleotides. RefSeq lists its product as uncharacterized. The record is from RefSeq and is a predicted model, not a curated record. NCBI's taxonomy places the organism in Eukaryota, Fungi, Ascomycota, Sordariomycetes, Glomerellales, Glomerellaceae.